Parasteatoda tepidariorum (common house spider) is the source of this 7620-nucleotide messenger RNA. RefSeq names its product zinc finger-containing ubiquitin peptidase 1. NCBI's taxonomy places the organism in Eukaryota, Metazoa, Arthropoda, Arachnida, Araneae, Theridiidae. Gene Ontology annotation, molecular function: ubiquitin-like protein peptidase activity. The record is from RefSeq and is a predicted model, not a curated record.
AUGCUUAGAUAACAAUUUUUCAAUAUUAAUUAGUUUGAUUUGUGUUUUCGAGCUGAAGUAUUGAUAUUUCAUCUUGCGUGUUUUAUUAUUUUUAUUUUAAUGGGCGUGCGUCAAGCGUAUGUAGUUUCGUUUCCACAGGACAUAUUUUUUAAAUAGCUGACUGAUUCUGCCGGGUUAUGUUGUAAUUUUAUAGUGUUGAUAAAUAAUUAUUAUCUAAUCUAAUUGUGACGUAUAUUUGGAGAUCUUUUUCAUAUAAGUGAAUUCAAAACCUUUUAUUUUGAAAUAUUUCUUGUCAUUUCUCGGAACUACUUUUCUAGUCUUAAAAUUUGAAAUGUUCUUAAAUCAUGAAUCUGUGAACUUGGAAAAACAUCAGACUCCCAAUUUAUUUUUUAUCAAUUCCUAUUUGCUAAACAAAAUUUUGGAAUAAAUUGAGAUAUUUUGAAUCUUUUAUUCUGUACUAUUUUGAUAAUAUAUUUUAAACAACCAUGGCAGCUAAACAUCCUGAGUAUGUAUACACCUGCGAUAUUUGCGGUGAAGAAGGAUUUUCUGAGGUAGAGAUGCGAUCACAUACCAUGGUAGCACACAUUGAAGGUGCAAUUUCAUGUCCUUUCUGUGAUCUGGGAGAUAUAUCUGCAGAGGAAAUGGUUUUUCAUGUUAAUUCUAUGCAUUUAGACUUCUUGAGUCCAACGGAAGAUAAUGUUCAAUUUACUAUAUCGUCUAGUGAUUCCAUGGAUGAUGUAUCUUUGUCAAGCAAUGGUUUACCCGACACCAAUUUCUAUUCUGCCUCAGAAAGUUCUCCUCAACGAGCUAAUCUUUCUCUUAAUUUAAACCCUAAUAAAUAUAAAAAAGUAUUACUCAGUCCAAGAGGUAGUGAUCAUUCUCUCUGUCCUCUAUGUGAUUAUUCUAAUAAAUGUCCUACUAAACUCCAAGAACAUGUAAAUAGACAACACUUUGAUUUAACAAGUCCCUCUUUCCCCGAAUUUUCUAAUAAUGAUAGUGGAAGUAAUAGUCCUUUUCUAUGUCCAUUAUGUGACAGGAAUUUCGACUCCAGCAGAGAUGUCGAAUUGCAUGUUAAUGUUGAUCAUAAUGAUAUCUUGAGCCCUAUUAAAUCAACUCAAGCUACACCUGGUGAUGAAAAUUGCAAUGAUUGUUGCCCUGUAUGUGGUAGUUCUAAUUUUAUGUGUAGUUUAGAAUUGGCAUCCCACAUUGAAGAACAUUUUAGCCCGAAAUCGCCAAAUGGACUACUUUGUUCUCCCAGUGCUCCAUAUGGUUUAACACCCUUAAGUACUGAUGCUUCUCUUUUUAAAAAUGGACGCAGUAAUUCUCAAGUUGAAAAAGGAAAAUCAACUAAAAAAGAAGCAGGUAGUGCUGAUCAUCUCUUUGCUUUGGAGAUCGAACGUAAAGAGAGGGAAGAACAGCGAGUGAGAGAACAGAGAGAGUUUCGAAUGCUACAAGCCCAAUACGGGAUGGACAAUCAAGGGAAUUUCAGGGAACAGUCUAUUACCAACAUGCAAAAAGCUGUCUAUGCUGGUGAAAUGAGUGUUGCUGAUUAUUAUAAUAGACAAGUAGAACUUUGCAUUGCUGAAAGGGAUGGUGUAGAUGAUGGACACUCCUGCACUAAAGGUCUUAUUCCUAAGAUAAGAGCUUUCAGUAUGGCUUCUUCAAAUGUUGAACAUUUAUGGUUAUGUACCGCUGUUGAUCAUUAUGGAUCUACCUAUGGUGACAAAGGCUGGGGAUGUGGUUAUCGAAAUAUUCAAAUGAUGCUUUCAUCUUUAAUUAAUAGCACUAAAUAUAGUACUAGACUUUUUAAUGGUAGAUUUGCUAUGCCUUCAAUAUCAAAGCUUCAGGAGCUUAUUGAAGGAGCGUGGAGGCAGGGAUUUGAUCCUCCUGGCUGCGAGCAACUUGGUGGCCGUUUGAUAAAUACUAGAAAAUGGAUUGGGGCUACCGAAGUUGUCACUUUUCUUGCAUCUUUCCGAAUUAGAGGUCGCCUUAUCGACUGUCAUGAACCCACAGGACCAAAUGGUACUCAUCCUGAGCUGUUUUCUUGGGUUAAAGGAUAUUUUAUGAAAGAAGAAGAGUUUAAACCACCUGUAUAUUUACAACAUCAUGGUCAUAGUAGAACAAUCAUUGGAAUAGAAGAACUUCAAGAUGGUAGUUUACAAUUACUUGUUUUAGAUCCUAGUCAUAGUAAAUCCCAAAUGGAACAGUUCAAUAGUACAUCUUCAGUUUCAAAUGCCAUAAGACUUAUAAAACGGCCUAUAUCAGCACUUAAAGCUCGUCAAUAUCAACUAGUCUAUGUUGAUGGGGUUUUAGAAACAGAAGAAGAAUAUCAGAGCAUGAAAAUACUGCAUUCGCAGAGAAUACCUCCAUCCAGUUAAAAUGAAACAUUCUGUAGGAUGCAAUUAUUUCUGUGGAUUAUGUAAAGUGGCAAUAAUUUGUGUCUGUGUUCAUGUCAGAAUUGUAUAGAGAUAAAUUAUGGCUGAAGUCUUCGACAGCAUUGAUUGAAAAUUAUUCCUAUGCAAAUCAAAAUGAUGAACUAAGAUUAUUUAUUCGCAGUGAAAUUAAUUUAUUAAAAACUUAUAAAAUGCAAAUGCUUUUAUUGUUGUAAUCAUUGUAUAUAGUAAUUAUUUUCAAAGCUUACAAAUCAGCCUAUUAACAUCUAUGUAUAGAUAAUAUAAAAUUUAGAUAAGUAGGUUUUUAGCUUAUCUCUAACUCAGUUUAAACUUCAUAUUUUACAAAGUUGCUUCUUGUAAACUUACUCAUUUUUAUUUAUUUUUUGCAGUUAAAAAUAUUUUAGUGUUCACACUAAAGAUUUGAAUUUAUACCUGUUAUUAUGUUUCUUAUAUUACCAUUAGUGCCUGUCAUAUUCAUAGUGGAAUAUACCUGUUUUUGGUUUAUAGAAAAUUAUUUUAACGCUGAGAGUUUUUUAUUUUUUUUUAGCUAAUAGUGUCAUUUCUGUGAUAUCUUGUAGUAGAAAUUUUAAUUUAUUUAUGUUUGCGUAGUUAAUUACAUAACUUUUUUUUUUAUUAAUUUAUACAAUUAUUGUUUUUAUUGGUAAAGUUAAGCAUGUGAAUAAUCAAUUAGUAUUNUUUUUUUUUUUUUUUUUUUUUUUUUUUUUUUUUUUUUUUUUUGCUAUUCAAUAUUUUUUUCCCUUUUAUACUGGGACCAAUGUCAUCAUAAAUGCAGGAUAUAGUUACGAUUAUGAGAAUUCUGUUUAUCAUAAUAGAAAAUAAAAUAUUUUACAAAUGUUCUGCAUUAAACAUUACUUUUUUUUUCUAUCAUUUCCUUUUCAACCAUGUUUAGAACUGAUUAUUUUUACUGAGAUUAUGCUGUACAAUUCUUUAUGCUACGCUGCUGCUUGAUUUAGCAAAGGCUGUAUUAGAUCAAUUAAGAAAGCUGUGUAAUUUAGUGUAACUUUAAUUUCUGACAUUUUCAGCAAAAUAACUACAUCAAAAAGUUUUUUGAAAUGCAUUGAUUCUACAUGUAGAAUAUUUAAUACAAGCUGAGACAAGAUUUAACUCAUUGAUAUACUGCCAAAUCAAAAUGUCUUCAGCUGAAUUAAUUUUAAUCUUAAUUUUUAAGCAUCAAAAAUUUUAGACAGAUUUUAUUAUAAACUUUUUUAAGCAACAAAUGUAAUGAGUUAACUUUUUGGUUUUUUUGGAAAAGUUUGUAGGAUAUUUUAACACAUUUUCAAAAUGUAUAUCAUGCUUAUAGGCAAAACCAUAAUUGUUCCUGACUGUUCCUUCAACAAAAUAUUUGAAGCAUGAAAUUGUUAUUAUUUUUUAUGUUAAAAAAAUGUACUGAAUAAAAAAUAAAAAUGCUUUUGCUUUGAUAUUGAAACUUUUAAUCAAUUGAAAGAGUAAAAAAUAUUCCUUUUUUUAAUAUUUGCAGCCUGAAUUAAUCAAGUGAUUUUGUUCAAAUACGUUUAUGAAUUUAGAUGCCUAUGUCACAAAAUGAGUUCCCAAAGUAAAUUAAAGAUCCUACCUAAUUAUUAAUUAAUUAAAUAAAUAAAACAUCCACCUAUCUCAAAACAAUGUCUUAAUCUCAACUUCAUAUUCCUUGUACGAAUCCAUCCGACAAUAAUUAUAAACAUUGUGGAUUUAAUGUUGCUUUUUAAAAUUGUUUAUAAUUUCAAAAGGGUAUUUAAAUACUCUUAUCUCUCAAAUAUUUUGAAUAAAUUCAUCCAAUAUCAUGUAUUUUACCACCUACAAUAAACUAUCAGUGAUUAGAGGUUUGGAUUAUUGGGAGAUAUAUAUAUAUACACACAUUUUAAAGAAAGAAACAGAAUUUUUACUGAUUCGGAAAUUAGGUAUUUCAAGGCAAUAUAUUGAAUGUUUACAAGUGGCGCUGUAUAUAAAAAAUGAGGAAAUUUUUAAUCUUUAUUAACAGUUUGAUGCCGCUUUUUAAUUGUAUUACCCCUUUUUUUCGUUUGUCAAUUACAAAUUAUAAGCACGAAAUACUGUAUUUUUUAAUUUAUCUUUUGAAGUUAUGCACAUCAGGCUCUUGGUACCUCUUAUUAGUUCUGUCUAGAUUAGGCCAGGUAAAAGAAUUUCUACUGUAUGAUAUAUAUGAAAAUGGUUUUAAGAGUUUUUAAACUGGGUUUGAGAUCUAUUAUAAUUUUAUUCAAUAUUUCUAUUUUACUUUUUUAAUACUUUUUGUCAAUUUUUUUUUUUUAAAUUUAACAAAUUAGAUAUUUGAAUUAAAAUGUUAAGAAAGUAAAGCAAUUUUUUUUUUUUUUAGAUCUGCGACUUGCUUUAAGUUUCUCAAUCCAAAGGUUUAAGUUUUGACUAUUACAUCAACUUUUUAAGCUCCCUCUACUUAUUUCAGGCAUAACUGAAUCAAUCUCAGGAGUAAGUAAACUAGUCUAGACAAAAACUCUAUAACAGUUCAAAAAUAGAACUCAUCAGAAAAAGUGUUAAAAAUUAUUCCUCAGAGUAAUUAAGUUUAAAGAUAUGUAAGUUAAUAUCUUAGUUAAAAAUGUUAAAUGGUGUGCAUAUAAUAAGAGAUCGACAAUACUGCUUGCCUUGUGUAAUUGUGAUGAAGGAAUCUGUGAUCAGAGUUAGUUAUGAAUUUUAAAGCUAGUAAUAAGAGUGUUGUUGGUUAUGUAUAAAAUGCGAAUUGAUAUUUCUGAAGAUUUAAAGUUGUUCCACUGAUGUUUUUCUUUAUUCAUUUUAAUCAUAAUAUUGAUUAAACUUUUUAUGUGCCACAUUAUAUGCUUUUGUAUUAGCAAUGAAUCUCAACAUAAUUUUUAUAACUGUUUUUUUGUGUUUAUUAAUUAAGAGAAUUUAAAUUAUUAGGAUUUGAUCUACAAAGAAAAUAAUUAAUAAAAAUUAUAUGUAUGUAUAUAUAUAUACAGUUAACUCUUGAUAAUAUGCGGAAUUGAGUGGCCCACGAACCACAAAUUUUAGGAUAAUCCGCAAAAUGCUUAAAAAGACAUCCAUCAUCAAUUUUUUUUAAUACAAAUGAUAAACUUCAAUAUCUAUUAUUAGCAGUUUUGUUCACAUAAUUUUUAUUCAUUUCUGUAUGUAAAAGCCUGCCCACUUUUUUUUUUGUUUCUUGGUGUUGGAGAGCAGGAAGCUAAAAUAAAAUUGACUUUUAACGCUACAGAGUUCAUACACUAAUGGGGAAAGGGGGGAAUGUGCAAAACAAUGUUUGAAACAUGUAAAUUACUUUUUAUAAAGAGUUACUGCACAUUCAGGAUUUUUAAAAGCUUAUCAGUAACAAAACUAAACAACGGACUACAAUUCUGAAAUCUUGUAUGGCCCAUAAAUUAUUCAAGGCCUUGCUUCAUUCUUUUCCUUUUAGGGGUAUAAGUGUUGUGUGGGAACCAUCCUCAUUUGUUAGUUGUCAUUUUUAUAACUGAUAAGAGUUCCCAGAAUGUGUUACAAGUUUACUAAAUAAAUGAUUGAGGAUAAUUCAUCAUAUGAAGGCAAGAAGGAAAAAACUAAAAUUCUUUUCUUGCUAUCAAUAUCAUUGCUUUGAAACAAUACUUCAUAAAUGCCUAGCCAUUUUCACUCUUUCAAUGCUUCCUUUAUACUUGGGUAUUGCACUUGAAGCUGCAAAGUUUAUAUGUAGACCAAUUAUUUGGUCAGUUGUGAACACUUGGGCUAUGAACAUAAACAUGGUAGUAUAUUGUUUUUAAAACUCUUAAAAUAGUUCCAUCUUUAUUAAUUUAUUUUCCAUUAUAAAUGCUACAUUGUUUAUCAUUGCCAAAAGAAAAGUGAAGUGGAUAAUCCACCUGCAGAUAAUCAGGAGUUUAUUGUACAUAUAAAUAUAUAGCAUAUUUAAUUCUAAAAAGUUAUUCUUCAUACUUUAUAUAAAUCAAGUACAAUUAAAUGUUCAAAAAUAUUUCAGUUGUUUUUAGUGUAAGUGUAUAUUAAGUGACAUUAUCUUAUUUUCCAAAAUAUAACACUAAAGCUAUUAUACUUCUAAUGUACUAGAAAAGAACUUUAAUGGAUUAGGCAUAAGAUCAGACUAGCCUGGCUAGAAAAAGCUGUUUCGUUAAUCAUUUUGAGUUGUUUGCUGCCAUGUGGAUCUAUAUUUAAAGAUACAUUGAUCCACUUUUAAUUUAAAACACAAUAAAAUGAUCAUUCAUAGUUGUAUUAAAAAUUUCAGCAAAAAUCUAUUUCCCUCUUCUUAUGUAAUAAUAAUUUAUCUUUUUAAAUAUGGUAUAUAAAUACUGUUAUAGAAUUUAUUGUUAACAUUAAUAAUCUUCUUAAAACUAAAUAAAUCUAGCACAUUUAGUUGUGCUUAUCUCUGCCAAUAUUGGAUUUGUGAGAAAAAGUGUGAACAGACUCAUUAUGCUAGAAAAUUUUAUUAAUGAAAUAAUUACCUAAAUUUUAACUCUAUAAAUUUUGGCUAUUUAUGUUUUAAAACAUGUAUAGACACUUUUUGGAGAAUACCAUCCUUAAAUAUUUUUUAUGAGUUCCUAUCAAUUCAUAAUGCUAUUCACCAAAAUAUGUAUCUAUAAAAUAUUUCUGAAGCAACUGACCUCAAACACAUUUUUUAUAAUACAAAUGAUUACUUUAAAUUAAAAAAAUUUAAAAAUUUUUUGCGUAAUCACACAUAAAAAAACUACUAAAUAAAGUUGCACUUAAACGUUUUCUUACCAAUGAAAUGAAAUUGAAGUAUUUUUUAAGACUUUUUUGCUCAAAAAAUAUAUUACUUUAACCCACUAUCAAAUUUUAUACCUGCAGAGCAAAUCAUUAUAUCCUCAUUUUAUUAGAAAGGAAUGAUACAUAGAAGCGAAAACUCAAUUUAAACUUGUUUAAAGUUUAGGGGGUUAGUUGUUUAACUAUAAUAAAUACUGAGUAUAUAAUUUAUUUUAAGGUAAGAUUAUAUACUAAUAUUGAUAACAAAAUUAUGGACUUAAUGUGUAUAUUAUUUAACAAUCUGUGAUGUUAAUGUAUGCAUUUUCCUAUUCUUACUGUGCCUUUACAAUAAUUGUUGCCUUCUUGUAAUUUCAUAUUACCAGCAUUUGUUAAAAGAAAUCUAAUUUUGUUUCACUUGCACUAUUUGAUUUUUCAAUGAUUUUCUGAUCUCAGUUUGCUACACAAGCUUAUUCUUAUUUUUGGAGCUAAACUAAUUUUGCAAUCAUAAAAAUAAAACAAAAACUAUGAA